AUGCAGCGGCACUGCCGCAAGGAGCAUAGGUGGGUGAAUGACUGGAAGAAGGGAGGUAACGUGAGGAGGAAGGCGGCAGGGCCAAGGAACAUACCAUGGACAGAGGGGGUCUUGUGCCAGCGCUUCUUCCCAUCACGGGCCGGCCGCCGCUGGUUCCGGGUCAGCCGGGCAGAGGAGGCAGAUGGAGGCACCCGGCCGAGUCCUACAGGGACUCCAGCACACGACAUCAUCGCACGGAUUCGCCAAGAACAGGCCAAACGGGUCAGCGCUUGGGCAGACGAUGUCAUACACGGUGCGAACGACAAACUAGAUGCGAAAUCGUGGCUGGACCACGUUCAAUGGGCAAAGCACUUGGAAGGGCGGUCCAUGACCAAGCUAUGGGAAACGACCGAGCCCAUCACGGAGGAGGAAGAGGUGCUGCAGGCCAUGUGGACGGUGACGGAGAGGGUCUUGGACCAGGCGCGCAAGAUGUCGACGCCCCACAGCGUGGGCAACGCCGUGUUGUUCGAGGUGCAGCGGAAAGAUGCCCACGUCAAGCCGCCCAGGCCGUUCGACAACCGGUUAGAAGACCAGACGUGGGAGCGGUACAAGGGCAUCUGGCGGAGGCUGCUCUGCAUCUGGCACCGCACGCAGGAGAUGGCCGACGACGAGCGGCCGCCGUAUCGGCUGACGGCGAGGCAGCGCGAGCUAUGGGACCGCUUCGAGGCGGUCGUGCGGAGAGAGGGGGCACUAGACGUCGGAGAACCAGCCGACGGACCGACGGAGGCGGAGCGGGCCGCACUCGAGAUGCUAGUCGGCAUUCCGGACCACCCGAUCCGGCGGGGCGACUACCAGAACGUCUUAAUCAGCGGGCUCGCAGUGAUGGGCAUCAGCGAGGAUGGCGGCUGGGUGAAGGUGACCGACUACACGACGAUCUACUCGGCCGUCAUCAAAGUAAGCCGGAUGCUCGUCGUAUACCAGUCAUCCGUCGAGAGGACGGAGGCCGUGGCGGAGAGGGCCAAGCAGAUCGGCGAGGAGGCGGCCGAGGACGAGGUCCGCAGCGUGUUCCAGUACGUGCGCAGCAAGGUGCAGAGGUUCAUGACCCGGACAUCAGGGGCACCCGACGCCGAGCCGACGCCGAUGGACUGGAUCUUGGAGAUGCGCACGAUAGGGUUAAAGAUCCAGUACGACACGCCGAUCGCCGGGUCCGUAGACUGGAUCAUGGAUCAGAUCUCAUUCCGGAGGGCACGCUUCAGCAUGGGCCAGCUGUCGGACAUGAUGCACGGGCUGGUGCAAGAGGCCAGGGAGACGCUCGCCGAGCUGACGAUGAUGACGGGCGGGGGAGAGAAGCCGAGGGAGGCGCUGCCGGCGAUCCCGUGGGCCUCGAUCGAGGACGACCACAGCGAGCAGCGGCCGGGGUACUCGUUCUUACAGGACGACCGCAACGCGUGGACGCAGAAGGGGGAAGGGUGGGUAUUCGGCCGAAUCGGAGCGUCGCCCAGGCUGGCACGACGGUGGGGCGUCGACGGCAGCAGAGCGGAAGACGGCGGGCGGGAGGUGUUCGAGCCGAAGGCGCGGCGGGCAUACGAGCACGCUUUCGGGCAGUUCCGCGAGCGUCUGUGGCUGCUGAUGCACAUGCUCGGCGGCCAACCCGGGCGGGCGACGGAGCUGGCGGGGAUCCGGCACAGCAACACAGUGAACGGAGGGGUCCGGAACGUGUUCGCGCACCACGGCUCGAUAUGCUUCGUGACUGCAUACCACAAGGGCUUCCGCCGGACCGGCCAGGCGAAGGUGAUCCACCGGUAUCUGCCGCGGGAGGUGGGCGAGCUGCUGGUGUGGUAUCUCUGGCUGGUGCUACCGUUCUGGCAGGAGGUACAGGGGGCGGUGCAGGGAACCGGGGGCUACAGCGCAUAUCUCUGGGCCGACGAGAUUCUGGUCGGGGCCAGGGGAGACCAAGACAAGGAGGUGGGUCAGGUGGCGGGCAGCACCGGACGGGACGGCAGCAACGGCAGCAACGGCGGCGGCGGCGGCGACGAGGAGGAGGAGGAGGAGGAGGCGGAGGCGGAGGCGGCUGCGUGGACGUGGAAGGAGGAGCGGGUGUGGACGACGGACCGGUCGCGGCGGAUCAUUCAGCAGUGCAGCAGCCGGCUGCUGGGCAGCCAGCUGGACGUCAGCAUGUGGCGGCACAUCGCCAUCGCCAUCGCUAACCGGUACUUGAACAAGGCGUUCGGGCGACCCAGCGAGGGCAGGCCGGACAAGGACGACGAGGCGGACAACAUCAACAACAGCCCAUGGGAUUUGCAGGCCGGGCACAGCACGAGGCUGGCCGGGCUCAUCUACGCGCAGCUACUGAUGCAGUUCAGCAGCGGGUCCGCGGCCAAGCAGCAGCAGUUCCGCCGGGUCAGCCAGCAGUGGCACCGGUUCUUCGACUUUGGCGCAGAAGAUCGCGAGGCGGAUGCGGGGUCGAAGCCGGGGGGGGGUGAAGCGGGAGGCGGAGCCAUGGAGGCCCGGCUCCGGCGGCAGGGGCGUCUACGGCAGGUCGAUCUGGAGGGGCAGCUCCGGCAGAUGACGGGCGCGCCGGGGGCGACGUUCCGGGGCAACCAGGCGCAGGCGGUGCGGGCCAUCGUCGAAGGGCACAGCCCGGUGGUGCAGAUCAUGGGCACGGGCGGCGGGAAGAGCGUGUCGUUCAUGCUGCCGGCGUUCUGUUCGCCCGACGGGGCGACGAUCGUGGUGACGCCGCUCGUAGCGCUACGGACGGAUCUGCACGUGCGCUGCGCCGAGGCCGGCAUCAGCUCGUGGGUGUGGUCGAGCCGGAAGGCGCCGCGGGCGGCCGCCAUCGUCUUCGUGACGCCCGAGUCGGUGGUCAGCAAGGGGUUCCGCGACUUCGUCUCGCGGCUGCAGGCGAGGCAGGCGCUCGACCGGGUCGUCAUCGACGAGUGCCACAUGGUGCUCGAGGGGAGCGCGGUGUUCCGGCCGAGGCUGCGGGAGAUCGGGGCCGCCGUGCGCGAGUUCGGGGUGCAGACGGUGUGCUUGACGGCGACGCUGGCGCCGGGCGACGAGGCCGCGUUCUUCCACAGCAUGAGGAUGGACCCCCGGCGGGUUCUGAUGUUACGGUCGCCGACGACGCGGAAGAACAUCCGGUACUCCGUCGUCGAGGUACGGGGCAAGGACGGCAGGGGCGGCAGGGACGGCAGGGGCGGCAGGGGCGAGGAGGAGGACGCGGUCGAGGCCAAGGUCUGCGAGGUGGCCGUCGGGUGGCUGGGGCAGCUGCUGCAGGAAGGGGCAACGGGGAAGGCGAUCGUGUAUGCCGAUUCCAUCGAGCGGGUGGAGCGGCUGGGCGAGAAGCUGGGGUACCCGACGUUCUUCAGCGGCGUCGACUCGGUCGAGGGCAAAGCAGCACGGCUCGAGACGUGGCGGCAGAGCAGCGGGCCCGAGGGCGUCAUCGUGGCAACGAACGCGCUCGGGUUGGGGAUCGACGUGCCAGACGUCCGGGUCGUGAUCCACGCGGGCAUGCCGCGCAUGCUGCGGUACUUCGUACAGGAGAGCGGCAGGGCCGGGCGGACGGUCAGCCGAGCGCUUCGGUGGUCGUGCGGCAGGCCGGGAGCGGCGGCGGCGGCAGGCAGCGAUCGUCACCACCGGCAGCGAGGCAGUCGCGUCUCCCCCCCCCCCGGGGGCGGGGCAGGGGAGGGCGACCAGACCGAGCGGCAAAGACGGUUCGACCGCUGGCAGCUCGAGGGAGAACGGAUGCGGGAGGGCGAGGAGGUGGACAGGUUUCUCCGGCAGCUCCCCCGAGUGCAGGACACGUGCGUUCUAUGCCACAGAGACAAGGACAACGACAACGGCGGCCAUCUAAUAUCUCCUAGUCCUAGAGAUCUUCUAAGCUUAAAUAACUAA
Messenger RNA from Colletotrichum spaethianum, 3873 nucleotides. RefSeq names its product ATP-dependent DNA helicase Q-like 3. The coding region runs from base 1 to 3873 and encodes 1290 amino acids. The transcript is spliced from 2 exons. The record is from RefSeq and is a predicted model, not a curated record. NCBI's taxonomy places the organism in Eukaryota, Fungi, Ascomycota, Sordariomycetes, Glomerellales, Glomerellaceae. Gene Ontology annotation, cellular component: chromosome; cytoplasm. Gene Ontology annotation, biological process: double-strand break repair via homologous recombination. Gene Ontology annotation, molecular function: nucleic acid binding; four-way junction helicase activity; ATP binding.